Pichia membranifaciens NRRL Y-2026 is the source of this 1704-nucleotide messenger RNA. RefSeq lists its product as hypothetical. Lineage: Eukaryota; Fungi; Ascomycota; Pichiomycetes; Pichiales; Pichiaceae. The record is from RefSeq and is a predicted model, not a curated record. Gene Ontology annotation, biological process: transmembrane transport; carbohydrate transport. The transcript has a single exon. The coding region runs from base 1 to 1704 and encodes 567 amino acids. Gene Ontology annotation, molecular function: carbohydrate:proton symporter activity. Gene Ontology annotation, cellular component: membrane.
AUGAACGUCAACAACGCUGUCACUGCUAUUGCCUCCUCAACGGGUGACAUCAGUAGUAAUGGCAACGGGACCAGUGCAGCCGAUGAGGCGGAAAUUUUACCCCACGAUAUACCAAGGUCGGUGCUCAUUGGGAGACCAUUGCUUAUCUUCACGUCAUGCUUUGUCUCAAUAUGUGUGUUCUUGUUCGGAUAUGACCAAGGUUAUUUCAGUUCGAUCAUUGUCAACCCCUACUUCAAAGAAGAGUUCGACAACCCGAGCUCCGUGCAAAUCGGAACGGUCGUGGCAAUUCUCGAGAUCGGUGCCUUGAUCACCUCUCUCUCGUUGACGCUGGUGGCAGAAAAAUUAGGCCGACGCAAGACAACUAGACUAGGGUCCCUUCUUUUCUCCAUAGGUGGUAUAAUACAAACGGGAUCAACAAACCUCACCGUCCUGGGUGUUGGAAGAUUUAUUUCUGGUAUGGGAGUGGGCUUUUUGAGCGGAACGGCUCCAACCUACAUGAUUGAGAUUUCGUCCCCGGAGUUGCGUGGUUUUUUGGGCUGUGUCCAGUUCACAGGUAACAUUCUCGGUUACUCGUCCUCGAUUUGGUUGGACUACUUUUGCAGCUACAUUGAAAGUAACAUGUCUUUCAGGAUUCCGCUAGCUUCGCAGGCCUUUUUCGGAUUUGUCCUCUUUUUCGGUUCGUUUGUCCUAGUUGAAAGUCCAAGAUGGCUUUUAGAGCACGAUCACGAUGAGGAAGGCUUGGUUGUCAUUGCAGAUCUAUUUGCCAACGGACAAGUGCACAACGAAGAAGCACUCACCGAAUUUAAAAAUAUCAAAGAAAACGUAUUGGUUGGAAGAUUAGAAGGGAAGUUGAACUUUUUGCAAACCAUACGGAGAUAUCCUCGACGGAUAUUCAUUGCAUGCUCGGCUCAGAUGUUUGCCCAGCUCAACGGUAUUAACGUCAUCUCGUACUAUGCUCCUUUAGUUUUUGAACAUGCCGGCUGGGUUGGUCGUGACGCACUCAAGAUGACAGGGCUUAACUCCUUAAUAUAUUUGCUGUCCACAUUAAUCCCAUGGAAAUUGUCAGAAUCUUGGGGAAGGCGGCCGUUGCUUAUGCUUGGUGGUCUGGGGAUGGGAAUUUCCCUAGUGUUGAUCUCGAUAAACGCAUACAUGAAAAAUUCUGUCAUGGUUGUGAUAUUUGUCUCGGUUUACAAUUCUUUGUUUGGAAUAUCAUGGGGACCGAUUGGUUGGUUAAUUGGCCCCGAAGUACUUCCCAACAAGGCUAGAUCAAGUGGAUCUUCACUGGCGACCGCAACAAAUUGGAUCUGUAACUUCAUCGUUGGACAGUCAGCCCCAAUUUUAUUAGAGAAAAUCUCCUGGAGGUUGUAUUUGAUUCAUGCAGUUUCAUGUUUCACUUCUUUCACUGUUGUCUAUUGGGUAUAUCCUGAAACCAAGGGAUUAUCAUUAGAGGAAAUGGACUCUAUUUUUAAUGAUUCAACUUCUUCAAGGCAUCCUAGUUUUGCUAGCAGCACUACGUCUACGCCAGUGUUUGAUUUAGAGCAGAGGGUGGGCGGUAUUUCUGCUAAUGUUAGUACCAACAGUACGCCACUGUUGCCUACCAUGGAUGACUCCAUUGAUGUGGAGAUUCCAAGUCUAAAAUCGAUACACAAGUUCAAAACUGAUGAUAGCAAAAGUAUACGGAGUUUCAAGAGUUGGAUGGGUUAA